This is a messenger RNA of Prorocentrum cordatum, 1004 nucleotides long. The record is from the annotation of a GenBank genome assembly. NCBI's taxonomy places the organism in Eukaryota, Dinophyceae, Prorocentrales, Prorocentraceae.
GGCACCUCGAUUGCUCCUCGGGGUCGCCGUCGCCCUCCUUCCCCUCGACCUCCGCCGUCUCGGUCCUGCGGGCAGGCGCCUCUCACCGAACUCUCCUGUGCCAGAGCUGGCCCGCUCUGCAGGCAUGGCUCUCCCAUCACCGCCGUGGGGCUGCUGUGGCUCGCCGGCGGCCGGCCCGCUGGCGCCGUCAAGGCUGCAGACGCGGGCAUCCUCGAGCAGAGCGGCCCCGGCGUCGAGGCUCCCGUGGACGACCAGACCUUCACAUCGCCGGCCGGCAGAGGUGACCCGCGCCUGCAGAACAUCCACGGGCAGUCGUUCGACCUGAUGCUCCCAGGCAGGCACACGCUGCUCCACAUCCCGCGGGGCGCGAGCGCGCGGGGCACCCUGCUGCGGGUCGCGGCCAGGGCCAAGCGUAUCGGCCACCGCUGCACGGACAUGUACUUCCGCGAGCUGAACAUCACGGGGUCGUGGGCGGAGGCGAAGCGGCCCGGCGGCUUCCGCUUCGCGAUCGAGGCUGGCGGCGAGGUGGAAUCCAGCUGGAUGAGCUUCGGAGAGAUAUCCCUGAAAGUAAUCCAUGGACGCACCAACGAUGGCACCGAGUACUUGAACUUCUUCACCAAGCAUCUCGGCCGCACUGGAUUGGCCAUCGGAGGCUUACUCGGUGAGGACGACCACGAGUUGGAAUCGGCCCCAGAGCCUGGAUGCAAGCAUCAGGUUUCCUUGCUGGGAGGAUUCGGCGGUGGCAGCGAAGAUGCGCUGGCGGGUUCUGGUUCAUCUGGGAGGGCAAGUUUGGAUUAGCACGACGUGAGGGCAUGGGUUGCUCAUCCGGGUGCACGCAGGCGGCGGCCUCCACGGCCGCAGUUGCCGUCGGUCAGCUCCGCACCCCUCGCGCUUGCAACCCGAUCUGCCCCUGGCCCCUGUAAAGAGAAUCUCUCCCCUCGGACGCCAUCGUGCAUCAAUGCAGGCUCCCCCCCCCUGCGGCUCCCCCCAUGCAGCCAGGGGCA